AUGGGAGCAGUAGAAAGUUAGCAGCAAGACAAAGCUUUGACAAAUGUGACUGAUAGUGUUUUGCUAGAUAGAGUAUUCUUAAAAAAAAUAGCUUUAAAGCUAAACAUUUAAGAAGCUGAAGCUCAAGAUAUUAAAGAGUAUCUUAAUUAAAAAGGCUACACGUUUUCAAAUAGGCUAUUAGGAAAAACCCCAUCAACUAAAAUACUCAGAGCACUGAAUAAAUAAGGUAAAAGUGUGGCUAUAAAAAUACUUAAAUGCAACAGUAUGAAAGAUUAUGAAAAGAAUCAAAAUGAGUUUAAGUUAAUGAAGCUAUUUAACUCUGAUUACAUCAUAAAAGUUCAAGAGUUACUUGAGUAUAGAACAUAAGAUAAGCUACUACAUUUUCUUAUCAUGGAGAGGUGUUUAUAUGAUCUCCAUUCAUAAUUAAUGCUGAUGACUGUUAAUCAAAGUCAUCCAGAUAUUUACAAAAUUUGCUUAGAUUUGAUAAGAGGACUGUAAGAUAUACACAAUAAGAAUACAGUUCAUUUAGAUAUAAAGCCCCAUAAUAUUGUACUUGGAGCAGAUAAUAAAUGGAAGUUUAUUGACAUGGGGAUUUCGAAUCAGCUAAGCACUAAUGAUGGAUAUGUUUCAAAAUUAAAAGGAUUAACUUUAAACUAUUGUUCUCCUGAAUAAUAUUAACAAUUCUAUGGUAUUAACAAAGUCAAAGCUACUAAAUCUAGUGAUACAUUCAGUUUAGGUCUAGUCUUUCUAAAGCUAACAGGAGUAACUAUCCCUAAAUCGGAUGUUGAAAAAUCCAAAUAAGAAAGCUACAACUAUGUUAGCUUUUUUAAUCCUAAGUUUCCAGAGUUGAAUAUUAUUAUUAAUCAAAUGCUUUCUUAAAUUCCAGAUCAGAGGCCUUAACUGAUAGAAAUAGAAGAAAAUCUUAAAAAGAUUAUAAAGUCAUCUACUUCAUCUAAUAAUCUCUCACCACUAAAAUAACAUAGAAAAAAUAAUUCGUCGGUUACUGUACCCAUACCUAUGAAAUCAAUAUAAAAUCCAGUAAAUUAGGAUGUCGAAAGCAGUUUCUUUGACUAUAAAAAGCUUACACCUCUAAAAUUAAGAAAGGAGGCAUAAUUUGAUAAGAAGAAUACCUCAUUUGAUAUGAUUGAUAAAAACAUGUUAUCUCCUGUUAAAUCUUCUUUAAACCUUCCAAAAAUGAGCCAGUCUGAUUAAAGAAAAUAAAAUUCUUCAUAAAUUAAUCUAAAUAAACAUCCAAACAUAUAAAAAUUUGCUCUCCCAUAGAUCUAGCAAAGAUCCUCAGUCCAAAGUGUAUUCUAGAGUGCAUAUAUUUCUAAAUGA
Tetrahymena thermophila SB210 is the source of this 1338-nucleotide messenger RNA. RefSeq names its product kinase domain protein. The record is from RefSeq and is a predicted model, not a curated record. Gene Ontology annotation, biological process: protein phosphorylation; mitotic DNA damage checkpoint signaling. Lineage: Eukaryota; Ciliophora; Oligohymenophorea; Hymenostomatida; Tetrahymenidae. Gene Ontology annotation, cellular component: cytoplasm; nucleus. The transcript has 4 exons. Gene Ontology annotation, molecular function: protein serine/threonine kinase activity; ATP binding.